This is a messenger RNA of Priceomyces carsonii, 1518 nucleotides long. RefSeq names its product Gzf3p (gene GZF3). The record is from RefSeq and is a predicted model, not a curated record. The transcript has a single exon. The coding region runs from base 1 to 1518 and encodes 505 amino acids. NCBI's taxonomy places the organism in Eukaryota, Fungi, Ascomycota, Pichiomycetes, Serinales, Debaryomycetaceae. Gene Ontology annotation, molecular function: DNA-binding transcription factor activity, RNA polymerase II-specific; zinc ion binding; RNA polymerase II cis-regulatory region sequence-specific DNA binding. Gene Ontology annotation, biological process: positive regulation of transcription by RNA polymerase II; negative regulation of transcription by RNA polymerase II.
AUGAGCGAAAUCCAACUGCGUUUGCCUCCGACUGUCAAUCACAACCCGGUGCAUCCAAAUGCCAAGACAACAACACAUGUGAGUAAUGGCACAACAACUACGAAGACAAACAUUACAAGUCCCGUUUGUCGGAACUGUAAAACUCAAACCACCCCCCUUUGGAGAAGGGAUGAAACUGGUCAGGUAUUAUGCAAUGCUUGUGGUCUUUUCUUGAAGCUCCAUGGGAGGCCCCGACCAAUAUCCUUGAAAACUGACACCAUCAAAUCCAGAAAUAGAAUUAAACAGCCAAAUUCGACGAAGUCUUCGGGUCCCAAUACUCCAGAAUUAAAGUCAAAGGACUCAAAGCAAGUAAAUAACAAUGUUAAAAAAUCUCCCAAGGCUAAGAAAAAGUCUAGUGCCCUUAACAUUACCGCUACAGAUGCGAAUUCUUUGACUCCAUUACUACCUGCUGCUAAUGGCGGGAGGGGUCUGCAGAAUACCCAGAACGCUAGCCAAGGGUUACCGCAUCCCUCUUUUCAUUUGGCAAAUCAUCUUCAACAGCAGGUGCAACCGUUACAUUAUCCAUCGUCUACUCCAACUCAGUUCGCUCCAGGCCUUCAGAGGAUCACUUCUCCAUUGCUACUUUCUUCAACAUCGUCCAUUUCCCAUGCUAGAUCCUCUUCAGGUAAUAAUCCGAAUAAUAAUGCGGCAGUGCAAGCAGCUAGCACCCUUGAAAAUAUGUCACACGAAUUAGGUCCCAGUGCAACCUUCAAGUCUUCGGAGAGCAGUGAGACAAAUAAUGGCGUUUCUUUAAUGAAUAACAGCCUGUCAAGUGCAUCCAAAGACCCAUCAUUGGUUUUGUCAACUCCAUCUACAGCAUUAAAUCCAAACCCACAGCCUAUUCCUCCUAAGUUACCUAGCUUCAAUUCUGCUCCGAACUCGGGAGCUAGUAGUGCAGCAAUAUCCUCACCGUCUUUUGGACCUCAAUUUCACUUACAAGCUUCGCAAGCACCAAGUCUGCAAACAUCUAAACUAGAGGUAAGUCCAGUAUCUGAGAUUUCGGCUCGCAAUGAUUCUCCUGAUCUAAAGAAUAUGUCACUUCCUCCGAUAAGUAAAGUGUCAUCUGUAUCACACAAGGCACCUUUGCCUCAUUUUCAAAACAGCUUUGGAAAUUUCAAUAGUCACCUGUCCAAUAACCAGAGCCAAUCGUUUAAUGAAAGCAACGAUAACUCCAAUCUUCGAAACGAUGAUGGCCUGGGUAACCGUGGUAAUCGAAGUAAUAGAGAUAACAAUGACAAGAAUCAUGAUGUAACACAUUUUAAAACUAGAAUCUCGGAGCUCGAAUUAGUGAAUGAUUUAUAUAGAACCAGAAUAAUGGAAUUGGAGGCAAUGGAACAGGCUGCGAGAUUAAGAGAAAAUUCUAUGAGGAAAAGACUUGACGAAAUUUUAAACUUACAAGAUAAAUCUAUCCUAAGUUUGAAGAGAGAGAGCGAGGAACAGUCUGCAAGUCCUGCAAAAAGGUCGAGGUUAGACAUUUAA